Messenger RNA from Ricinus communis (castor bean), 750 nucleotides. RefSeq lists its product as uncharacterized. The record is from RefSeq and is a predicted model, not a curated record. Lineage: Eukaryota; Viridiplantae; Streptophyta; Magnoliopsida; Malpighiales; Euphorbiaceae. Bases 1 to 750 code for a protein of 249 amino acids. The transcript has a single exon.
AUGCGAGUUGAAAAUGAUAAGCCAAAGAAUGAUCAACCCGAGCCCAAGGAAGUCAAGACUCCUCAAUUGCCAUUUCUUCAAAGGUUAAACAAUGGAGCACUUGAUAAGCAGUUUCAAAAAAUUUUAAAGGUGUUCAAGCAAUUAGACAUUACUAUUCCCUUUCUAGAGGCAGUCACUCAAAUGCCUAAAUAUGUCAAAUGCCUCAAGGACAUCAUAUUAAACAAAAGGAAGUGGGAUGAUCAUGAGACCAUAUCGAUGAAUGAGGAAUGCAACGUUGUCAUUAGAAAUAAGCUUCCUCCAAGGCUUAAGGAUGUAGGGAGUAUCACUAUACCUUGUGUUGUUGGUAAAUUGUCUAUCGAUAGAGCACUUUAUGAUUUAGGAGCUAGUGUUACUUUAAUGCCUUUAUCUUUGUGCAAAAAAUUAAACAUUGGGGAGCCUAAACCUAUGAAUAUUUUCUUACAACAAGCCAAUAGAUCCAUAGUCUAUCCAGAGAGAAUUUUAGAGGAUGUUCCUAUAAAAGUUGGAGAGUUUUAUGUGUCUUGUGACUUUGUUAUUCUUAAGAUAGAAGAAGAUCUUCAAAUCCCUAUAAUUCUAGUACGAGCUUUCUUUGCUACAAUAAGAGCAAUAAUUAAUGUAAAGCAAGGCAAGAUUAAGCUUGAAGUGGGGGAAGAAAUAGUGGAGUUUGAUAUUUUUAAAAUGGCACAAAAUCCUUCAAUGGUGCAAUCAUGCUUUAAAGUUGAUGCAGUUUAA